Cheilinus undulatus (humphead wrasse) is the source of this 2866-nucleotide messenger RNA. RefSeq names its product aftiphilin b (gene aftphb). Bases 110 to 2461 code for a protein of 783 amino acids. Gene Ontology annotation, biological process: intracellular transport. NCBI's taxonomy places the organism in Eukaryota, Metazoa, Chordata, Actinopteri, Labriformes, Labridae. Gene Ontology annotation, molecular function: clathrin binding. The transcript has 10 exons. Gene Ontology annotation, cellular component: trans-Golgi network membrane; AP-1 adaptor complex. The record is from RefSeq and is a predicted model, not a curated record.
CUCGAAGAGAAUGAUGACAGAGGAUGGAGAACGAGGCUUGUGCACUGACAGACAAGAAGUAAAGAGACGACGAGGUGCAUGAGGCCUUCAGGUCCAACUAGGAGAACUCAUGGAGCCACACAUCCUGUCCCUGUACUCUUCCGCCCCUCCUCCACUGGAUGAUGAUGGUGAUGAGGCCGGAUCAGAGGAGGACAAGUUUAGGGACUUUAGAGAAUUCUCUGUAGGGGAAUCCUGCGCUUCCUCUGGCUUUGAUGAUUCUACUACUCCACCUCCAAGGCUCAGAUAUUCUUCGCCUGAAGUAAAGCUAGCCAGCCACCAACCAAGCUGCAGUUCUAAUCAUCCUGUGGACGAAUAUACCCCCACAUCUACUGUGAUUUCAGGGUCUGGCAUGGAUGUGGAAAAGCAGGGUUGUGAUGCUGAAUCACAUGUGCACCUCACAAAUGGGUAUUCUGAAAGAGACUUUAACUCAGCUGUCUCUGCAGGGGAUGCAAGCUCUCCCUGUGAGGAAACUGGGUUUGCUGAUUUUACUGUGUUUACAGAGCAGGCUGCAAAUCCCUGGUGCUGUGGCUUCACUCCCUUAGUCGGCAUGGAAGAGAAAACCUUUUCCAACAGUUUAGGUAAACAAAUCUGUGAUCCAGAACAGGAGAUUAUUAUGGAAUCAGAGCCCAGAUCUUAUUGCAAAUUGAAGGCAAAAGAAAAUGUUUGCACUAUCAAGCACUGUGAGAAAAGAGAUGCAGCACUCAUGCAACCAUCUCAGGACCAACAACAGCCUCAGGAAGCUGCUGCAGCAGCUUUGGAUUUUCCAUCUGAACCACCUCAUUCUGGAGAGAAGGACUUAGGCCAUCCUGAAGACAUUAGGGAUAGUUUAGAUUACUUAUCAACCACUGGGAUGCAGGAGGAUGGAGAGCCAGAUGAAGGCAGAGAAGAUCAAGAAAAGAGUUUUUCCAUUCUCUCCCAAACAUUCAGCAUGUGUGGGUCUGUUUCAGACGCGUCCUUCUGUGAUGAUUUUUCAUUCGAGUGUCCCUCUGCUGACUUGGAGCCAAAUGUUUCAUCUCUUGGUUCACCAGAUGAUCAGACUGACUGGGACCAGACUGAUGAUGAGGAGGAACUGGAAAACUUUCAGUUAGACUCUCUCAGUAACAACACUGCUAAUCCCAUGGAUCCUAACACAGGAAAGGGUUCUCAAUAUUUAGACCAAUCUGCCCCUCAGGAAACUUCUGCUACCUCACAAUCUGAAUCACACACAGAAGACAAAUUUGCAGACUUUAAAGACAGCGGGUUUGCGCCCCACAGGAAACAAGGACAUGUCCAAACAGCUGAUGCAGGGGUGCAGCUUCUGGGAAACCUCCCACCCAGUGACAGCUUUGCAGAUUUCUGCUCAGCACCCACACGGGAGAGUUGGGAGGAGUCGUGGGCAGACUUUAAAGACCUGGGAGCUCAAGAGGAGUGUAAAACUUGGACUCAGUCCCAAGAGCAAGUCAGUAGCCUGAAGAGGGAUUGGGACACAGAGGAAGAGCAGGACAGGGAGGGACAGUGUGUGGAAACCAAGAGGAACAGCUAUCAGACAUUACUGUCCGGCCGUGUCCAGCAGCUUUUCCUUACCAGUUUUCCAGAGGUGGAGGUCCCAGCUGUAGAAGAUGACGAGGUGCUUAGCCUUGCUGCUCAGCUCCAUAAAUGGCAACCCCCUGUGAACGAGGAGGAGGAUACUGCAAAACUCUGUCCAACAUCUCAGUGGAUUCAGCUUGGCAUACGGUGGCCAUAUCAGGAUGUCCACAGUGCAGUUGGUCUCAAGUUUCAGUGGGGAGGUUCCCACACAAACAGGGCUCUGCUCAGGUGCCUUGAUGUGGACACAAGAAACAUUGUAUUCAUUGGUAUGAAGAAGCAGCCAGUGACAGUUCCUGCUUUUGCAUCCAGCCUGGGAAUGCUGGAGCCAACCAAAGAUUCUGCGCCAGCCGACUAUUCUCCAGGACAUGCGGUCAUGUCACAGGCAUUUCUGGAGCCACAGGUCACAUCAGCACCCUUAACAGAUUCACUACAGGAGGCUCUUCCCUCUAGCCAGCUGGACUGGAGCCGCAGUGGCCUUACCAGUUCUCAGGACGACUGCUCUGCUCUCAACCUGGAUUAUUUUGGUCCUGAGGAGGAGAGUGCAUCCUUCAACAGCAGCGACAACAUCCGUAGCAACAGCCCUCCUCCAGGAGUUGACCGUGAGCUGUAUGAGCUGACCAUCAGCAAACUGGAAACCAGCAAUACCAGUAGCCACAUGGAGGACACUUUGAAUCGUCUGAUGUCCACUGCAGAGAAGACAACUACUUCAAUCAGGAAACCACAGCAGGAUAAAGAACUGAGUGUGGAGGCCAGUAGGGUGAUCUCUGGACUGCCUAACCUGUCUUUCAUGCGGGCUAGGGUUCUCAUGUUCCCAGCUGUCCUUGUACCCAAAGAGUCCUGCCCCCCUAAUUUAUAGUGAUGUGUGAUGUUUGCACUUAAUGAUAUUGAAACUGGACUUGAACACUCCACAGGUGUGAAAAUAAGGCAUUGUGGACCUAAAAAUAAUUGAUCUUUCUUAUAUGGUCAAAAUACUCCACCUGUUGGUCAAGAUCAGCUUUAAAAAUUAGCUCUUUGUAGCUUUUUAAUGCUUAAAUACACUCCAGUGUACAUCAGUCCUCUAAUUGCAAAAUUGUUUUGCACUUUUACUCUGAUGUUAAAACAUCUUUAUGGCCAUUGCAGAAAUGUUGUUGAUAUUACUGCAGAUUUUUUUGGUUUAAAUGGCCAAUACACACAUUAGAUAAUCUUAAGGCUGCAGACUCCCAGCCUUGAGCUAUGUUUGACCAUUAUUGUUUUUAUAAAACAUAUACACAUUAUUAUGAGC